Molecule: messenger RNA, 1506 nt
Organism: Hibiscus syriacus
Lineage: Eukaryota; Viridiplantae; Streptophyta; Magnoliopsida; Malvales; Malvaceae
Product: UDP-glycosyltransferase 73C5-like
Exons: 1
Coding region: 40-1506 (488 amino acids)
Molecular function (GO): UDP-glycosyltransferase activity
Source: RefSeq, a predicted model, not a curated record
GCAUCCUGCUGCAUACAAUUCACUUCCAUACUCCCUGCCAUGGCUCAAUGCCACUUUGUGCUGUUCCCUUUCAUGGCUCAAGGCCACUUGAUCCCCAUGGUAGACAUCGGUCGACUCUUGGCACAGCGGGGUGUGAUCGUCACUAUCGUUACGACGCCGCUCAAUGCAGGCAGAGUCAAGAAAUCGAUCUCACGAUCCGACAAAUCGGGGCACCUUAUCCGUGUUUCGCAACUCCGGUUUCCCGGCAAUGAAGUGGGAUUAUCAGACGGGGUCGAGAAUAUAGACAUGCUGCAUUCCGUGGAGGAUUUCUUCAAAUUCUACACUGCAGUAAACAAGAUGGAAGAUGCAGCACAGAGAUUAUUCGAGGAGCUAACACCACGCCCCGCUUGUAUCAUUUCGGACAUGAACCUGUACUAUACGCACAAAAUCGCUACCAGGUUUCGAGUUCCGAGGAUCUCGUUCCAUGGAUUUUGUUGCUUCGCUCUUCUUUGUGUGCACAAUGUGAGGUACUCCAAGAUACUUGAGGAGGUAAAAUCUGAUUCUGAAUACUUCACGGUGCCAGGCUUGCCUGAAAAAGUCGAAUUCACCGAAGCACAAGUUCCCCUAGUUAAGGUCCCCGUUGGUCCCUGGGAGGAAAUCUUCGGACAGAUAUUCGAAGCCGACCGAGUAUCACACGGGGUUAUCAUAAACACCUUCGAGGAGCUCGAAUCGGCUUAUGUCGAAGAGUAUCGGAAGGUUAAGAAAGCUUGGUGUAUCGGUCCGGUUUCUCUUAGCCACAAGGACGAGUCGGACAAGGCCGAAAGAGGUAACAGAAGUUCAAUCAAUGAGCAACAAUGUCUGCAGUGGCUUGAUUCACAAGAUCCAAACUCUGUCAUCUAUGCAUGCCUCGGGACCAUCAGCACUAUAAAGUCUCCGGAACUGAUCGAGUUGGGUUUAGGCUUGGAGGCAUCGAACAAGCCGUUCAUUUGGGUCCUAAGAGGAAACGACACAACAUCGAACCAAGUGGAGACAUGGAUGAAAGAGGACGGGUUCGAAGAAAGAACGAGAGGAAGAGGGCUUGUAGUCAAGGGAUGGGCUCCCCAAGUACUCAUUUUGUCACACCCUGCAAUCGGAGGCUUCCUAACACAUUGUGGGUGGAAUUCGACAAUCGAAGGCGUUUCUGCAGGCGUCCCAUUGAUAACAUUGCCGUUCCUCGGAGACCAAUUUUGCAACCAGAAACUUGCGGUGCAGAUACUGAAAACUGGGGUCAGCCUUGGAGUAGACAAGCCGACGAUGUUUGGAGAUGAGAAAUCUGGGUUCGUGUUGAACAAGGAACGGGUUCAAAAUGCAAUACACCAAUUGAUGGACGAAGGAGAUGAAGGAAUAGAGAGAAGAAAGCGAGCUAAAGAGUUUGGAGUUAUGGCGAAGAAGGCUGUUGAUAUUGAGGGAUCUUCUUACUGCAAUAUUACACUGUUUAUCCAAGAUAUCAUCCAACAAUCUCAGAAGAUGUCCGCUUCAUCUACUUAA